Molecule: messenger RNA, 19788 nt
Organism: Coregonus sp. 'balchen'
Lineage: Eukaryota; Metazoa; Chordata; Actinopteri; Salmoniformes; Salmonidae
Source: the annotation of a GenBank genome assembly
AUGGCAGCUUUCACCAGUACCCCCAAAGUGAGUUCCAGGAGUGCUCCUCGGCACAGAGACUGGGAGCAGAGCCCAGCAGAGUGUGACUGGAAGGACUGGGAGGCUGGAGGCGGUGAGAGAUCUACAGGACACAGCACCAUGCUGGAGAAGACCCAUGACUUCUUCCAGAUCUGUGACAUCGAGGACAAGGGCUUCAUCACCCACCGGGACAUGCAGGUGAGAUCACCUACUGUAUAUGGGUUCACUGAGUCUGACCAAACCGUCCCAUGAGAAGUUAUUGAAAUGUUUAGGCUACACCAGAUGUGAGUUAUGCAUGUUCCCAUCCUUAGUACUGUGUAUAUAUUAGUUACCUAGUCAUGUAUAGCCUAGAUGUUACUUUUAUGUCAUUAUGUCAGAGUAACACAUAUUUUAAACUGCCGACUUUUGAUAUUGAUUUACAGUGCAAGUUGUUAUAGUUGUGUUUUGAACUGUGAUUCUUGCUCUGAAUGAUCAAAACAAUCAUGAGUUGUGGUGGGUUUGUUGGAGUUGCAUUCAGUAGCAUUUGAGACUUUUUUCCCUGUGGACUGGAUGCUUAAUUCAGAAGAAUAAUACAUAUUUCCUGUUAGCCUCUUUACCCUGAGGAACCAGUAAUAAUUGUCCCAGCCUAGUGCUAGCAUAAUUGUUUCCUUUGAACUACUGUGAUAGAGAACACAUGAUACUCUGUGGAUUACUCUGUGGAUGUAUCCUAACCUAUGCACCAGCUCCCAUAGCUCAUUAUUGUUGUAAUUUAGGCUUUUGUUAGGGCAUCUGAAUGACUGCUGUUAACAAUAGCAUACAUUAGGCUAAAUAAUGAGGAAAUAAUGCCAAACCUAACAACUGCAACAAAUCCUCCAUAGACCUUUGUUGGAUUUGGAGACAACAAUCUGGUCAUUUCACAAGGCUGCAUGUGGAGGACAGGGACUGCGUGUGCUCCAUAGAAUUAAAUGGAUAACUUUUAUAUCUCUGUGGUGUGCUCAUUAGAGAUGAUUCUGAGGACAUAGCCUGUAUCUUUCUAAUUCAGGAGAGCAUGUGAAAAGAGUGACAUGAACCCACGACACACAUGGGCUGCAAAGAGCCACACAGAGCCAUGCUUUGUCAUACAGCAACUUCAUCUGCAUUACUGUGCAGAUCCAAACGCCUCUUACAUAUUCAUCAAUGGCAGAAUAUUCCUUUGAUCGAGCACUUGUGAGCCCACGCCGUGACCAGGGUCUCUCAAUAGAAUAGAUCCCUUUGAUCCAAUGUUUAUGGAAAUAUACAAAACAAUUUCCCUAGACCCGCUCCCCGUGUUCAUUAUGAGUUGUGAAAGUAAUGAAAUCAGCCUAUUUUGUAAUAACGUCAAUGCAUAACCGUGUGCACUCCUGUAUAAUUCAUUACAAUUGUCUGUGUAAAUUAGUCAAGUUAACCUAGUCUAUCAAUAUAAGUGUUAUGCAACUGAAAUGCAUUUCUGCUGGUCUAUUAUUAGAAAUCCUGAGUAGAUAGAACAGAAAAUGUAUUUCUCUGCCAUAAGCAAGAUGGUUUUUGAUAUAGUCGGUUAUUUACUACGUCUGAUUAGGCUUACCUUGUUUAUCCAUAAGGACAAAGCAGAUACACAAGUAAUUUAUUUGGCAAAGUUAUGAACACCUAUUAUACAGUGCCUUCGGAAAGUAUUCAGACCCCUUGACUUUUCCCACAUUUUGUUACGUUACAGCCUUAUUCUAAAAUUGAUAAAAUUGUUUUUUUCCUCCUCAAUCUACACACAAUACCCCAUAAUGACAAAGCAAAAACAGGUUUUCAGAAUUUUUACUAAUUCAUAAAAAUAAAACAAACGGAAAUAUCACAUUUACAUAAGUAUUCAGACCAUUUACUUUGUUGAAGCAUCUUUGGCAGCGAUUAUGGCAUCGAGUCUUCUUGGUUUAUGACGCUACACGCUUGGCACACCUGUAUUUGGGGAGUUUCUCCCAUUUCUUCUCUGCAGAUCCUCUCAAGCUCUGUCAGGUUGGAUCGGGAGUGUUGAUGCACAGCUAUUUUCAGGUCUCUCCAGACAUGUUAGAUCGGGUUGAAGUCCGGGCUCUGGCUGGGCCACUCAAGGACAUUGAGCCAAGCCACUCCUGCGUUGUCCUGGCUGUGUGCUUAGGGUCGUUGUCCUGUUGGAAGGUGAACCUUCACCCCAGUCUGAGGUCCUGAGUGCUCUGGAGCAGGUUUUCAUCAAGGAUCUAUCUGUACUUUGCUCCAUUCACCUUUGCCUCGAUCCUGACUAGUGUCCCCGUCCCUGCUGCUGAAAACAUCCCCACAGCAUGAUGCUGCCACCACCAUGCUUCACUGUAGGAAUGGUGCCAAGUUUCCUCCAGACGUGACGCUUGGCAUUCAGGCCAAAGAGACCAACCAUGUUUCUCAUGGUCUGAGAGUCUUUGGGUGCCUUUUGGCCAAUUCCAAGUGGGCUGACGAAUCAAAUUGUAUUUGCCACAUGUGGCGAACACAACCGGUGUAGACUUUACAGUGAAAUGCUUACAUACAAGCCCUUAACCAACAAUGCAGUUUAAAAAAUAGGGAGAGGUUGUUAUCCUGGCACCACACGGCCAGGUCUCUGACCUCCUCCAUAUAGGCUGUCUCAUCGUUGUCAGUGAUCAGGCCUACCACUGUAGUGUCGUCGGCAAACUUAAUGAUGGUGUUGGAGUCGUGCCUGGCCAUGCAGUCAUGAGUGAACAGGGAGUACAGGAGGGGGUCUGAGCACGCACCUCUGAAGGGCCCCCGUGUUGAGGAUCAGCGUGGCAGAUGUGUUGUUACCUACCCUUACCAUCUGGGGGUGGCCCGUCAGAAAGUCCAGGAUCCAGUUGCAGAAGGAGGUGUUUAGUCCCAGGGUCCUUAGCUUAGUGAUGAGCUUUGAGGGCACUAUGGUGCCUUUUACUGAGGAGUGGCUUCCGUCUGGCCACUACCAUAAAGGCCUGAUUGGUAGAGUGUUGCAGAGAUGGUUGUCCUUCUGGAAGGUUCUCCCAUCUCCACAGAGGAACUCUAGAGCUCUGUCAGAGUGACCAUCGGGUUCUUGGUCACCUCCCUGACCAAGGCCCUUCUCCCCCGAUUGCUCAGUAUGGCCGGGCGUCCAGCUCUAGGAAGAGUCUUGGUGUUGCAAACUUCUUCCAUUUAAGAAUGAUGGCCACUGUGUUUUUGGGGAUCUUCAAUGCUGCAGAAAUGUUUUGGUACCCUUCCCCAGAUCUGUGCCUCGACACAAUCCUGUCUCUGAGCUCUACGCACAAUUCCUUCGACCUCAUGGCUUGGUUUUUGCUCAGACAUGCACUGUCAAUUGUGGGACCUUAUAUAGACAGGUGUGUGCCUUUCCAAGUCAUGUCCAAUCAAUUGAAUUUACCACAGGUGGACUCCAAUCAAGUUGAAGAAACAUCUCAAGGUUAAUCAAUGGAAACAGGGGUCUGAAUACUUAUGUAAAUAUGGUAUUUCUGUUUUGUAUUUUAAAUGCAUUUGCAAAAGAAUCGAAAAACCUGUUCGGUUUGUCAUUAUAGGGUAUUGUGUGUAGAUUGUUGAGAAAAAAAUAAUAUUUAAUCCAUUUUAGAAUAAGGCUGUAACGUAACAAAAUGUCUGAAUACUUUCCAAAGGCACUGUACAUUUUUUUACACUUCAUGAUGUAUUCUAGCAACUGCCAGCAUUGCCAUAUACAGUGGGGAAAAAAAGUAUUUAGUCAGCCACCAAUUGUGCAAGUUCUCCCACUUAAAAAGAUGAGAGAGGCCUGUAAUUUUCAUCAUAGGUACACGUCAACUAUGACAGACAAAUUGAGAAAUAAAAAUCCAGAAAAUCACAUUGUAGGAUUUUUUAUGAAUUUAUUUGCAAAUUAUGGUGGAAAAUAAGUAUUUGGUCAAUAACAAAAGUUUCUCAAUACUUUGUUAUAUACCCUUUGUUGGCAAUGACACAGGUCAAACGUUUUCUGUAAGUCUUCACAAGGUUUUCACACACUGUUGCUGGUAUUUUGGCCCAUUCCUCCAUGCAGAUCUCCUCUAGAGCAGUUAUGUUUUGGGGCUGUCGCUGGGCAACACGGACUUUCAACUCCCUCCAAAGAUUUUCUAUGGGGUUGAGAUCUGGAGACUGGCUAGGCCACUCCAGGACCUUGAAAUGCUUCUUACGAAGCCACUCCUUCGUUGCCCGGGCGGUGUGUUUGGGAUCAUUGUCAUGCUGAAAGACCCAGCCACGUUUCAUCUUCAAUGCCCUUGCUGACGGAAGGAGGUUUUCACUCAAAAUCUCACGAUACAUGGCCCCAUUCAUUCUUUCCUUUACACGGAUCAGUCGUCCUGGUCCCUUUGCAGAAAAACAGCCCCAAAGCAUGAUGUUUCCACCCCCAUGGUUCACAGUAGGUAUGGUGUUCUUUGGAUGCAACUCAGCAUUAUUUGUCCUCCAAACACGACGAGUUGAGUUUUUACCAAAAAGUUCUAUUUUGGUUUCAUCUGACCAUAUGACAUUCUCCCAAUCCUCUUCUGGAUCAUCCAAAUGCACUCUAGCAAACUUCAGACGGGCCUGGACAUGUACUGGCUUAAGCAGGGGGACACGUCUGGCACUGCAGGAUUUGAGUCCCUGGCGGCGUAGUGUGUUACUGAUGGUAGGCUUUGUUACUUUGGUCCCAGCUCUCUGCAGGUCAUUCACUAGGUCCCCCCGUGUGGUUCUGGGAUUUUUGCUCACCGUUCUUGUGAUCAUUUUGACCCCACGGGGUGAGAUCUUGCGUGGAGCCACAGAUCGAGGGAGAUUAUCAGUGGUCUUGUAUGUCUUCCAUUUCCUAAUAAUUGCUCCCACCGUUGAUUUCUUCAAACCAAGCUGCUUACCUAUUGCAGAUUCAGUCUUCCCAGCCUGGUGCAGGUCUACAAUUUUGUUUCUGGUGUCCUUUGACAGCUCUUUGGUCUUGGCCAUAGUGGAGUUUGGAGUGUGACUGUUUGAGGUUGUGGACAGGUGUCUUUUAUACUGAUAACAAGUUCAAACAGGAGCCAUUAAUACAGGUAACGAGUGGAGGACAGAGGAGCCUCUUAAAGAAGAAGUUACAGGUCUGUGAGAGCCAAAAAUCUUGCUUGUUUGUAGGUGACCAAAUACUUAUUUUCCACCAUAAUUUGCAAAUAAAUUCAUUAAAAAUCCUACAAUGUGAUUUUCUGUAGAAAAAAAAUCUCAAUUUGUCUGUCAUAGUUGACGUGUACCUAUGAUGAAAAUUACAGGCCUCUCUCAUCUUUUUAAGUGGGAGAACUUGCACAAUUGGUGGCUGACUAAAUACUUUUUUCCCCCACUGUAUGUGCACAUGUAUCAUUUUCUGCUGAUGCACAAACAGCCUUACAAUGUUUUUCACACCAUGACCAAGAGAGUGCCAGGGGUGUCUCAGGCUGUGAACUCUGUCUGCUGACAUAAGGGAUGUGUUCAGCCCAGAUAACAGAGUUUACAAGGAGUUCCUACUAUGAAUUUCACAAGUGGUUUCAGUGUAAACAUAGACAUGCCCAGCUCACAGAGGUGUGGCAGCGGUUGGCUUUUCUGGAUCAUUGUGGUCUUUACUGCUUAUUUUCAGGGUUUCAGAGUGUAAUUUAGUCUCUGUUUGCUUUCACACUGCUUGGCCUUGGCGUGUAAAUGGUGGUUUGGGCUUAUGUUGUCAAGGCUAAUGUUGACUGUUUUUAGAUGUUUUUGUUGACUUUGGGCAGAAUUGUUCAUUUCUGUAAUGUUUGAGUUCAAUCUGAAUUAAUUAAUGUCACAAGUUUAUUAAUAUAAACAUUUUAUGAAACAGCCUAUCCUAGUUAUUAACGAUUCUUUCAUCAUGAACUCACAUUACAUCCAUCACAUCGGUUGUGUGAGUGCUAAUAAUACACGAUCCUACACUUUAUGAACAUGAAGUACAUAUGCAGUCCUGUACUUGGAUACAUGACCAUCUCUUCUGAUGCUUAUGAUACUGUUGAGUGUUUUGCCAGGUGUUUGUGCUUGGCUGGCAGCUGUUGAACCAUACUCUAUUGUUGGCACAGUAGGAUUCUAAGGGAGGACAGCUCAUAAUAUGGCUGGAAUUUAGUGAAUGAAAUGCCAUGAAACACAUGGAAACCAUGUGUUUUUUUGUGUUUGAUACCAUUCCAUUCAUUCUGUUCCAGCCAUUACUAUGAGCCUGUCCUCCCCAAUUAAGGUCCCGCCGGCCGCCUGUGAUUGUUAACGUAGAGACUCCGAGUCCUUCAGGUCCCCAGUUGUGUCAAUGGCGCCUGAUUGUGUUGUGUGUCCUGCUCCACAGAGGCUGCAUGGACAGCUGCCCCUCAGUGCAGAGGAGCUGGAGAAUGUCUUCGACACCCUGGACUCUGACGGCAACGGAUACCUCACCUUGCAGGAGUUCUCCUCGGGGUUCAGUGCGUUGACUAUGUUCUCUUCUCACUUUCUACUGUCCAAUGUAUGUUGAUGUGCUGUGAUUGUUUUGAAAAAGUGAUGUAGUUUGAUUUGAUGUAUCUUCCAUUUCCACAUAACAUUAACCGUGCUAGUGCACUGUGCAAGCAGAGUAUGCAGCGCUGAGUAGGUGCAGGUACAUAGAGAGGGAGUAAAGGAUAUUAUAAAUCAUCUCCUGGACUCUUAUUUCUCCAGGUGAGUUCCUGUUUGGCCGGAGGAUCCCUUUAACAGAGGGGAUGGGGGAGGCCAACCCCAUUGCCAAGGAAGCCACCCAGGGCCCCCCAGACUCCCUGUACCAGACCCAGUGGGAGGAGAGGCUGACGGGCAGCGAGGAUGAGGAGGAGAGGCACUUCUGCAUGCUCAUGGAGAGCUUGGGCGCCAGCAACGUCUUUGAGGAGUCAGUGUUUGUUUUUGUCUAUGACGUCCAUACUGGGAAAUCCUUUGUCCAUCCCUCAACAAUAACCAGUCUAUUCCUUUAGAAUGGUUAGAUUGAUUGAAGUCAGCUGUGCAAAACAACAGUAGUGCUAACCAUUCUGUUUCAAUCGGCUUGCUUUGAUAUUUCUCCGAAAAUUCUAUAAGCUUAACAAACAAGCAUAAAGUCUACAGACAUGUAUAAGUAGAAAACAGAUUAAAUACCUGAAGUCACUGUCAUCUACCCCAAAAACCUCAGACAAAGGAAAAGUUAAUCUAAAUUGAGUUGGGUUAUUUAACCUUGCACAAAUCAUUAUAGUCACUGACAUUCAUGUUUUUGGCCUUCUGAACUCUAGGCGUUCAGAGGAGAGAAACGAGAAAGCCGGGCCUCGCAUAAUGCAUGACUAAACUCACCUUUAGCAAACAAGUGUGGCUCAAUAAAAGUAAACGGUAGUAGGUGAGGAUGUCAAAUUGAUAAGUACAUCCUAUUGACUGUCUGUAAACCUGGGUUAGAACCAGAAAGGAAUGCUGACAAUUUAGAUCAGAUCAGUUUGCUUCAACCUCUGGUGUGUUUUCCUGAAGUUGACAUGGCAUAGAACUCUACUGUGAGGAUUGGAAAGUUUCCAUAUUUGUUUAGGAGUAUCCAGAGGCCUGCUAGUCUGAUCAAUCAGUCCUAAUUUCAAUGAACAGAGAUCCAUCAAACAUGCAUUGUAUGAGAUAAUUUUCUCAAUUGGUCUUUCCACAUAUUGCCCUGCCAAAAUUUUUUUAUAAAUACAUUAUUCCAGUCAUUAUCUGAACACUGACGUGAAGACCAUGGCACAGACAAAGAUUGCAUUUAAACUGUUGUAUCAAAAUAGCUCUAUUUUCUACUAACAGGAAAUGGGAUUUUCUAGGCUAAGAUCAUCUUGACCAAAUGUCAAUUUUGCGCAAAUAUGUAAGCACGGCUGCAAGCAGCCCACAGCUACCCACUGCCUGCCUACAUUGCCCUAAUUGUUCACAUUGACCUUCAAGUGUAAUUCAACUUCAAGUACACACAUUUUUUCACCAAGAAGUACCUCAGUACAGUUGUUCUACACAGAAACCUGACUACAGAAUACAGACCGUAUUCCAGGUCUUGUCAUUCAGACUAAUCUUUGUUCUGACCCCCUUUCCAUCAGCCCUGGUGAGGUGCGUAGUCUGUGGGCCCAGCUGAGGAGAGAUGAGCCGCAUCUCCUGUCCAACUUUGAGGAGUUUCUGGCCAGGGUCACCUUCCAGAUCAAAGAGGUCAACCAGGAGAAGAGGGAGAUGGAGAGCGCCCUUAAAAGGUAGAAAUAUCGCAUAUCAUCAGGUAUUGGUACCCAUGUAGAAUUUGUGCAAUUAGUAGCUCACUGUAGCCUGGUACCAGAUCUGUUUGUGAUGUCUUGCCAACUCCUAUGGUCACUGGCAAGACGGUACAAACAGAUCUGGGACCAGGCUAGCUCAAUGUUCCUUUACAGAUAACCUCUGCCUGAGUAACGAAGGGCAAAGUAGCCUACUGCUUGCUACGAUAUGAAUGUCAUUUCAACCUUUUUUGCAUUAGGGCAUCUGUAGAAUGAUCGUCCCCAGUUAUAUAUCUGUUUUUUUCUGUGUUUAUUUCCCUUUUUAUUAUUUUUUGUACUAAAAGUAUAACUUUUUCUGACUGACAGAUUUGUAGUCCUUAGUUAAGCCUGCUAAAUUCCACACAUUAAGCGCUAGUGCUGCCUUGGGAGGAGAGAAGUGUUAAAGUUUUACAGUGUGGGUGGAACAAACUUUUAUUUCAAGAGACACAUUUACUCAACUGUUGGGAUGUGGCUAACCUUCCAGCUCCAAAGCAAUAUUAAGUGCUUGUGAAUGUGCUCCCUAAACCCCCACUUUCUCCAAAUUGUGUCAGACAAUGUUCAUGGCAAUUUUACGCAAAGGAAUACUACUUGACAAUCUCUACCUACUUGUUUACAUUUAAAAAUUUUAGUCAUUUAGCAGACGCUCUUAUCCAGAGCGACUUACAGUUAGUGAGUGCAUACAUUUAUUUAUUUAUUUUCAUACUGGCCCCCCGUGAGAAUCGAACUCACAACCCUGGCAUUGCAAGUGCCAUGCUCUACCAACUGAGCUACACGGGGUUUAUUAUGUCAUGUUUCAACUGAGCACCGCUUAGCUUUUGUACCAUAGUGGUGCAUUAUCACACAGUUUCACAUAGUUGAAGAGCAACCAGUUUUUGAGUCCGUUUCUGAGUGAAAGGAAUGCAAAUGUUGGAUGAGGCUGCUAUGGUUGGGUUUUAUGACAAGUGGCUCACACUUUGCAGCUGUUUCAAAACGUGUGAAUGUCUUUCUUGCUGUAUUCAGAGCUGUAGAGACACAGGGGUUUGAUUAAAGCUGACCGGAGUGGUUAGGCCUUGAAUGGUUAAGUAAUUAUAGUUAUCCCUUUUGAUUUUUCAGAUGUGAAUGACACUAUACAGGGGGGAAAAAAGUAUUUAGUCAGCCACCAAUUGUGCAAGUUCUCCCACUUAAAAAGAUGAGGCCUGUAAUUUUCAUCAUAGGUACACGUCAACUAUGACAGACAAAUUGAGAUUUUUUUCUCUCCAGAAAAUCACAUUGUAGGAUUUUUAAUGAAUUUAUUUGCAAAAUAAGUAUUUGGUCACCUACAAACAAGCAAGAUUUCUGGCUCUCACAGACCUGUAACUUCUUCUUUAAGAGGCUCCUCUGUCCUCCACUCGUUACCUGUAUUAAUGGCACCUGUUUGAACUUGUUAUCAGUAUAAAAGACACCUGUCCACAACCUCACAGUCACACUCCAAACUCCACUAUGGCCAAGACCAAAGAGCUGUCAAAGGACACCAGAAACAAAAUUGUAGACCUGCACCAGGCUGGGAAGAUUGAAUCUGCAAUAGGUAAGCAGCUUGGUUUGAAGAAAUCAACUGUGGGAGCAAUUAUUAGGAAAUGGAAGACAUACAAGACCACUGAUAAUCUCCCUCGAACUGGGGCUCCACGCAAGAUCUCACCCCGUGGGGUCAAAAUGAUCACAAGAACGGUGAGCAAAAAUCCCAGAACCACACGGGGGGACCUAGUGAAUGACCUGCAGAGAGCUGGGACCAAAGUAACAAAGCCUACCAUCAGUAACACACUACGCCGCCAGGGACUCAAAUCCUGCAGUGCCAGACGUGUCCCCCUGCUUAAGCCAGUACAUGUCCAGGCCCGUCUGAAGUUUUCUGGAGUGCAUUUGGAUGAUCCAGAAGAGGAUUGGGAGAAUGUCAUAUGGUCAGAUGAAACCAAAAUAUAACUUUUUGGUAAAAACACAUCUCGUCGUGUUUGGAGGACAAAGAAUGGUGAGUUGCAUCCAAAGAACACCAUACCUACUGUGAAGCAUGGGGGUGGAAACAUCAUGCUUUGGGGCUGUUUUUCUGCAAAGGGACCAGGACGACUGAUCCGUGUAAAGGAAAGAAUGAAUGGGGCCAUGUAUCGUGAGAUUUUGAGUGAAAACCUCCUUCCAUCAGCAAGGGCAUUGAAGAUGAAACGUGGCUGGGUCUUUCAGCAUGACAAUGAUCCCAAACACACCGGCCGGGCAACGAAGGAGUGGCUUCGUAAGAAGCAUUUCAAGGUCCUGGAGUGGCCUAGCCAGUCUCCAGAUCUCAACCCCAUAGAAAAUCUUUGGAGGGAGUUGAAAGUCUGUGUUGCCCAGCGACAGCCCCAAAACAUCACUGCUCUAGAGGAGAUCUGCAUGGAGGAAUGGGCCAAAAUACCAGCAACCGUGUGUGAAAACCUUGUGAAGACUUACAGAAAACAUUUGACCUGUGUCAUUGCCAACAAAGGGUAUAUAACAAAGUAAGAAACUUUUGAGAAACUUUUGUUAUUGACCAAAUACUUAUUUUCCACCAUAAUUUGCAAAUAAAUUCAUUAAAAAUCCUACAAUGUGAUUUUCUGCAAUUUUUUUUCUCAUUUUGUCUGUCAUAGUUGACGUGUACCUAUGAUGAAAACUACAGGCCUCUCUCAUCUUUUUAAGUGGGAGAACUUGCACAAUUGGUGGCUGACUAAAUAUUUUUUUCCCCCACUGUACACUGAUAAUAAGUGCACAUUUUUUCUGGUACUCAUCUGAAAAUCUAUUUGUUGCUGUGCCUGUUUGGAAUGCGUCAUAAUAGCUUACAAUUACCUACUGUAUGAUUGAAAUGCUAGACUGAAAGCUUAUUUAAACAUUUGAUAACAACACUUGAGUGGCCCAUUUUAUUAUGUGGAAAAUGCUUUAUUAGCAUUAACAAAACAAAAACAUUUUCUAAAUCCGAACAGAAAAGCAGCAACACAUGACGAUGAGAUCCAGCGCUUAUAUGAAGAAAUGGAGCAGCAAAUCAAAAAUGAGAAGGACAGGAUCCUCCUGCAGGUAAAGGAGAGAUCUCCCACUGCAUACACCAGACUUGUUAGUAACUUCAGUUUUCUGAAAGAUGCUCUUGCUCUCUCGUUCUCCUUUCCUCGUUCUCCCUCACUCUCUUUCUCCCUCACUCUCUUUCUCCCUCACUCUCUUUCUCCCUCCUGCAGGACUCUGAGCGCUUCCUGUCUAGGAGUCAGGAUCUAGAGCAUCAGCUGUCCAGUAAGGAGAGGGAGCUAGAUCAGAUCUUCCAGAAACAGAGGAGGGUGAGUAGGGACAAGAAUGAUGAGUCAUUGAUUAUCACAGGCAUCACACUGAUGGGUAGAUUUGCACUGUACAGAACUUAAUAUUAUUUUUGAUUAAAUCUAAUUUUGGUGAAAGUGUUUUUGAACAAUGUGAGAUAUCAACUGAUUGAUAUCAACAGAAUUGUCACCAGCUAUUAUGAAUUAGUACUCUAAGAGCUGUUGCUGAGUGUCUGCAGCUUAUUCUGUAAUGGAAAUUAAGAGAUGAUCAUGUGCAACCGUCACACUCUCACAAACAGAACUCCACUGAAGCUUUUAAGACUAAUUUGUCCAUUGGAAAUUAGUCCUAUAUUAUUUUUUAUUUUUUUUGGGGGGGUGGAUCAGCUUUAAUAUUGCAGAUUGUGGCUUCCAUCAUUGUAAUUGUCUGCAUCAUUUCCAAUCCCAAUAUACUGUUUUGUGUGUAUAUAUAUAUAUAUAUAUUUAUAUUUAUUUAUUUAUUUAUUACAUAUAUUUCCUUUAUUCUUUUCCCCUACCACCCCACCCCUAAUUGGAGUAAACUAAUCGAUAACAAUUAGUCUUACCAGCACUUCUUACUUUGCUUUACAAAGGGGAACAAGGCCUUAGUUCCUACUGUACCCAAGUCACCAAGGCCUUCUCUCAGAGCUCCCUGGCACCUCUAAUUAUUAUGUCUGUAAUUCACAUUCCAUGUUCCUCUCUGCCAACCAUGGAAAUAGAAUGGAAGAACAUUGACUUGAAUGGGAAUGUCCGUUCUAGAGAUUCUAUUUCUAUGCUGUAAAGCAGGCAUCCAGACGCUAUGCUGGCUAGCCUCAUUGCAGUGUCGCUAGAUAAAGUAUCUUGUUGUUUUGGAUCCGCUGUUGUAGCACUUGGGCUUAUAUAUUUAGAACAGUGAUAGUAGCGUUUGAGGCUACAGUCAAACAACAUCCUUAUCUGUGUGUCCUCACACAACCCCUGGCUUUAAUGGAUGUGUGUGGGUCAGACCAGGCCAGUAUGUGUUAUGCAAGUUUAGAAGAUUUCUGUUCAUCAAUGCUUGGUGUAUCAUAGCAAACACACAUUGAUCAUCCUUAGCAAUCAUAGUGUCUAGACUCCAGACUAUGAUUGUUACUGCAUAGAAGUGUCUGGGAAAUUGUGUUUUUCAAGCUGCAUAUGAUCAGAUAAAUGAAAUGAAAGUGUAUAUUGUAGGGUGUCUGCUUUUGGCUGUAGUGUUGUUUUGUGUGUCUCCUCUGUGACUGUGGCCCCUCUCCCCUGUGUCCCCUCCCCAGUUGGAAUGUCAGUGCCGGGAGCUGCACAGCGAGCAGCACGUGACCAAGGUGGAGAACGUGAAGCUGAAGCAGACGAAUGAGGAUCUGGCCCAGGAGCUGGAGCACACCAGUCAGGAGCUGACCCUGGCACAGGAGCAGCUGGGCCUUCUGCAGGAACAGUCCUCACGCCUGCACAAGGAGAGGGAGAUGUAAGUCUGCCUGUUUGUAUCCGACUGGUUGGCUAGCUGACUGUUUGGGUCUCCUUGUGAGUCCACAGUACAUGAUUAUGUGGAUUUGUUUUCCAACACAGGGAAAUGUACCAGGUCACAGAGGGAUUGCAGAGAGAGCGAGCAAGCCUGCUGAAACAACUUGACCUCCUGAGGUAGGAGAGGAGAGGAGACAGACACACACUAGGAGAGAGGCAGUGGGUUAUAUCAGUUCAGGGCCACUGUUCUCCAAAUCAAGGAGAAAUUAACAUACUGUACAAUAGUGUACAAUGUUAUAUUCACUACAAACCAAGACCACGCAUCCAUCGAGCAGAUAGCAUAGUAUUGACCUCAGGCAAACUCCUCGAAGCUGUUUCACACUAGUUCUUAGAAAAUGUGUUUUUAUUUUUUGCAAUGAACCCAUUCCUUGUUAUAUUGUCUCCAGGGAAAUGAACAAACACUUACGAGAUGAACACGAUAUGUCCUCUUAUCAAGUAAGUAUUCACAUGAAAUUUCUUUCAUUGUCCAUUUGUGAAAUCCCGUCUGUCUGUAUGAUAUGUUUGAUAGAUCCUAUCCUAAAAACAUGAUUCCUUGAAAAGCAUGGAACCUAGAAAACAUUUUCUAUCAAAUCCAAUUGCAAUCAAACUGUAGAUUACAUUUGUUGUUGUUUUGCAGAAACCAAGGAAUACUGUUGAAAAUCCUACUUGGAACCCGAGGCCUGGAUCACAUACUCUGAAUCCCUUUGACAAAAAGGCCUUUAAAUGGUACACCGUUUGCUCUGAAAUGAAUGAAUACUGUCUCAUGCAGUUGUGGAGGCCUUAAUUUAUACAAAUGUUCAAUUCACCUACAAUACACACUUCUUCAGUAUGACUGUAGCUUGAGUAGUUAUUAAUGGUGAAUGAUUCAUAUUUUCUAAGUAGAUGGCAUUACACAAAGUAGAACAAAGCACAUGACACAGAAUUCAAAUGUAGGACAGAAAGCUGUUCAAUAGGGCUACAGUUGUAGCUCUGUGCAGAACAUGUCUGUACUGUAUUUACAUUGUUCUGAAAAUGCAAAUGCUUAGUCAAUUCACAUUCUACAGCCAUACCGUUAUGUUCCAAAAAAAGCAAUUGUGAGCCAAUUCACAUGUGUCCCUCUAAUUACCAGCUCAUCCCUGUCUCUCCAGUGAGGAAGAGGAGGGAGGGCUCCCCCACUCUAAGAGGAAGAGCCCAGGGGGAGUAAAUGGCUACAGCCUGGAUUAUGUGGUAGACUCCAACCCCCCCCACAGACCCCUCCAGAGGAUCAUCUCCAUAGAGGAGGACCACCUACCCCAGCUCCUACAGGACGACUACCAUGCCCAGCUCUGCGAGUGGAGCGAGGAGGCGGAGGAAGAAGGGGAGGAGGCAGAGCACAUAGAGCUGCAGAUGAAAUCAAUAUAUCCUCCUAGUUCUCUUCCGACUAGGGAGCAGCAGCCAGCUGACACCAGAGAGACAGAGAUGCCUACGUCCCCCAGGGGCCAGCCUGUCGGCAAGGAGACAGUGGUGAAUGUAAGACUUGUAUGCUCAGAGAUACAAGGUUGAUUGGUCCUAAUGUGGACAUACUUUGUUUUGUCUCUAAUCAAUAGAACAUGAGAAGGUGUCAGUUGGCCAAGUAACCUCCCCUUUAAAAUAACCUUGCCUUCCUCUUUAGUCCUUCAGGGUUGUGUAUAGGUCAGUGUGUUUUUGUUGGUUCUUACCCCGUAUAAAGAGGGGUGCAAGAGGGGUGGAUGUACAGCACAAUGUGUUCACAAAGCCCUGUUUUUCUGUCUGAGCAGACCUGCGAUAGGACAACAGCAGUCACAGGGGUUGGGUUUCUCUCUUUGAGUGACUUGACCCCACAGUUACCCUGGCAACAGGUUUAGCUACUUGUGUGUGUUGAAUGAGUGAUUCAGGAAGUUUCCAUGGUUUACUGUCAUCUAGGAACUUACUCUACAGUGCAUACGGAAAGUAUUCAGACCCCUUGACUUUUAACACAUUUUGUUACAUUACAGCCUUAUUCUAAAAUUUAUUAAAUCGUUUUUUUCCCCUCAUCAAUCUAUACACAAUAGCCCAUAAUGACAAAGCAAAAACAGAUUUUUGCAAAUGUAAUAAAAUGGAACAAACUGAAAUAUUACAUUUACAUACGUUUUUAGAUCCUUUACUCAGUACUUUGUUGAAGCACCUUUGGCAGCGAUUACAGCCUCGAGUCUUCUUGGGUACCAUUCUUCUCUGCAGAUCCUCUCAAGCUCUGUCAGGUUGGCUGGGGAGCAUCGCUGCACACCUAUUUCCAGGUCUCUCCAGAGAUGUUAGAUCGGGUUCAAGUCCGGGCUCUGGUUAGGCCAAUCAGACUUGUCCCGAAGCCACUCCUGCGUUGUCUUGGCUGUGUGCUUAGGGACGUUGUCCUGCUGGAAGGUGAACCUUCGCCCCAGUCUGAGGACCUGAGUGCUCUGGAGCAGGUUUUCAUCAAGGAUCUCUCUGUACUUUGCGCUGUUCAUCUUUCCCUCGAUCAUGACAAGUCUCCCAGUCCCUGCUGCUGAAAAACAUCCCCACAGCAUGAUGCUGCCACCACCAUGCUUCACCGUAGGGAUGGUGGCAGGUUUCCUCCAGGCGUGACGCUUGGCAUUCAGGCCAAAGAGUUCAAUCUUGGUUUCAUCAGACCUGAGAAUCUUGCUACUCAUGGUCAGAGUCCUUUAGGUGCCUUUUGGCAAACUCCAAGCUGGCUAUCGUGCCUUUUACUGAGGAGUGGCUUCUGUCUGGCCACUCUACCAUAAAGGCCUGAUUUGGUGGAGUGCUGCAGAGAUGGUUGUUCUUCUGGAAGGUUCUCCCAUCUCCACAGAGGAACUCUGGAGCUCUGUCAGAGUGACUACCGGGUUCUUGGUCACCUCCCUGACCAAGGCCCUUCUCCCCCGAUUGCUCAGUUUGGCCGGGCGGCCAGCUCUAGGAAGAGUCUUGGUGGUUCCAAACUUCUUCCAUUAAGAAUGAUGGGAGGCCACAGUGUUCUUGGGGACCUUCAAUGCUGCAGACAUUUUUUUGGAAUCCUUCCCCAGAUCUGUGCCUCGACACAAUCCUGUCGCGGAGCUCUACGGACAAUUCCUUCGACCUCAUGGCUUGGUUUUUGCUCUGACAUGCACAGUCACCUGUGGGACCUUAUAUAGACAGGUGUGUGCCUUUCCAAAUCAUGUCCAAUCAAUUGAAUUUACCACUCCAAUUAAGUUGUAGAAACAUCUCAAGGAUGAUCAAUGGAACAGGAUGCGCCAGAGCUCAAUUUUGAGUCUCAUAGCAAACGGUCUGAAAACGUAUGUAAAUAAAGUAUUUCUUUUUUUUAUUUUGAAUACAUUUGCAUAUAUCUUGAUAAUUACUUGAGGAAAAGUUGACUGAAGCACAAAAUGGAGUUUGGAAAAAUGUAAUGAAACCUAUAGAAUGACCUCUUCCCUCUGCUUCAUCUCUCUGUGUUGUUUCCAGGAGGGUGCAGCAUCACCCCCGGACCGCCUGUUUAAGAUCGUGCUGGUAGGGAACUCUAGCGUGGGGAAGACCUCCCUCCUCAGGAGGUUCUGUGACGACUGCUUCUACCCAGGCACCUCUGCCACCGUGGGUGAGUAGUGAGUGGCCUCUCCAGGGUUCCUUUUCUAGAGCAGAUUAGGGUUUUCAUUAGGCACCAACGGAACACAACGGACUGAAACUGGGUGGAACUACCUGGACUUGAAUAGGAAUCUAGUUUUUGUUUUAUGUUGCAAACUGUUUUGAUAUGGUGUGUCCUAAUCAACAUGACCCAGGGCAGAGCUGAGCCCCCAGACCUGUGGCUGGCUGACCUCACCCUCCCUCUCACAACGGCUUUACUCAUUAAGCUCUUUUAAAUGCUGAUUGCUUACACUGUGGAAAGCCGACUAUGUUGUGUUGAUCUUGCACUACAUAGGCAACAGCCUAAGCAGAUAAACCAUAUUGUGGUGCUGUUGUAUUGACUGACUUGUAUUCACACAGACCAUGACUGGAUACUGGCCUUUCUGUUGUACAGUAGGUGACUGGAUACUGGCCAUGACUGGAUACUGGCCUUUCUGUUGUACAGUAGGUGACUGGAUACUGACAAUGACUGGAUACUGGCCUUUCUGUUGUACAGUAGGUGACUGGAUACUGACCAUGACUGGAUACUGGCCUUUCUGUUGUACAGUAGGUGACUGGAUACUGACCAUGACUGGAUACUGGCCUUUCUGUUCUUCAGUAGGUUAAUGUUACACACCCAAACCUAGUUUGUUCUUUGACUGACUGCGAGCAUACUGAAUUACGUCAUGUCCCAACCCACACAGCAUCACAUGAGACGGCUUGUGAAGUCAGUGUUCCUUUCCUGUCAUUCUGCAGCCUGGUACGAACAGCUCCAGAUCUCUAAUCUCCUCUCUAUUUAGGCCCUGUUUGGAAGAACACAAAAAUUAUUUGAUUCUGAAAAUAGUAAUUUUUAGGAGAAACUCAGAUGGAUUUUGAAUUGUAUGGUCCCUCUAGAACAAUAGGCAAUAUACUCUCAACUCUUGUUGAUGCAAUUGUGAUGCAGUCAUUGACAAAAAACAUGUUGUUUCUCCUUUUCUAUUUGAGCACUGGGAACAACUAUAGUUGAUUGCAACCAUCAAUGGAUGAGUAACAUUUCAGAAACUCAGAAGGACAAAUAUCCUUUGAAGUUCCUUGUUCUAUCCAGAUUUAGCCCGGAAAUCAAUUGUUGUUUCCUUUCGUCAUUGUUUAACCUUUUCCUAUCUUGCUACGAACCCAGCACUUCUAAAAAGAAUACGGACAGAAAAUUACAGGGAAAAAAUAUUAUUGGAAUGCAAAAUAUAGUAAAUGACUUAAGUGAUAUCUUGUCCAUCCUGCAUCAACAGGCAUAGACUACAGUGUGAAAACGAUAACAGUGGACAACAGCCAGGUGGCACUGCAGAUGUGGGAUACAGCAGGACAGGAGAGGUGGGAAACAUGACUCUACUAAGGGAAUUUAUACACGUUCACAUUUUUACCUCAGCAGCUUUUGUUUUGCUACAUGCAGUUGUGCUCUAUGGCACAUAGAUAAUGUCAGUGAAGGGACAUAUUACUACAAUGCUUAAAUGUCAGUAUUCUUGACAGUAUUUUCUAAUGAGACCAUGUUGCACAUGAUACUUGAAAAUAGUAUCUUAAUGAAACUAUAUACAUGAGGAUAAAGUACAAAUGGAGGAAUGAUCAGUUUUCCUUCUCCACUCCUUCAGGUAUCGCAGCAUCACCAAGCAGUUCUUCCGCAAGGCUGACGGUGUGGUAGUCAUGUAUGACAUCACUGCUGAGCAGAGCUUCACUGCGGUGAGACAGUGGCUGACCAGUGUACAGGUAAGACAAGCCCUAACACUUCACUGCUCACCUCUGAAAUAGCAGGCCUACACAUGUAGGUAAUACUGAGGGUCUCCUCCUGCUCAAUAGCACAUUCAAUGUAGGCCGACAUAACAUUUAUAUACACUAUCAGAUCAAAUGCGCAAAUUAUUGUUAUUCUUACUGGAUAUUUGUAAAGAUGCACGAUACAUGUUACCAUCCAUUAUCGUUAUGGAUUGUGUGCCACGUACUAUCUGUACACAACAUGUAGUGAAUAUAGAUUUGUCUGUGAUCUUGCUCAGUGUAACACUGAUGUUAAACACCUGCGAUGCUGAAUGCUGCUCACCCACUGGGGAUAUGAAAGGGACCGCUGAGGUUCUAGCCCUAAUGGAGUGCAUCAGUGCCCAUCAUCUCAGUCUCUCUUCACAGGAGGGGGCCGGCGACGAUAUUCCCAUCAUGCUGCUGGGAAACAAAACGGACAAGGAGAGCGAGCGGGAGGUUCAGACGAGAGUAGGCGAGAAAUUAGCCAAGGUCUGUCUAUCAGCUAUUCCCUGGGUGUUGUGUUAAUGGCCCAGUCUUCAACCCACAGGCUUCAGUGCCCACAGCCACAAAGUGGUGGGCCAUCUUCUCACUGAAUAAGUAAAAGCAACAAAAUGUGGGGGUUUUAACGAUGUGUGAGUGGGCCUCAAAAUGGUCCAGGAGUUGUUUUUCCGAUUUCCGACAUCCCUCUUUUUUUUCUUUGGGUUUGUAGUUUCUAUGGUGAUAGAUAAUUGCUAAGUGCCUUAGAUCAGUCAAGAGCUGCUCUUCUUUUUCAUUUUGCUCCUAUGGCCAUUAGUCCAGACAACUUUACCUUAAUGUUACUAAAGAGGCCUGAGUGGGAGGCUGUGUGGGAGAGGAGAGCAUGAUCGACCUACUACAGCCGGUUCCAAUCGCAGCACUGUACUGUACAUCCCAUUGACUUUCCUGUUUUUCAUCUGAGAAUGACAGUUAUCAAAUCUCCUUUGCAGGACUGCCAGUUGAUUUUCUAUGAGUGCAGUGCUUGUUCCGGACAAAAGGUUGUAGACUCUAUGGUACAUUUGGCAAGGUGAGUUAAGUAAAGUGCUGUGUGGGAUUCUGCCCAGCGUUUUAACAGGACAUAAGUCUUACUUCUUCCACAUUACUAUUGUCUUAACACGACUAUUUGUCAUUUCGAUUUUGGCCAUUAAUUAACAAGGCUAUACGAAUGGAAAACAAGCUUAAUACUGUCAGGCCAAAAAUGUAAUAACUGUCUGCUUGGACUUUGUCCAAGCUAGGCUUUAUGCGGUCUGCAGUGAAAUCUGACAACUCACUUUAAGCCAAAUGUGUCAGACAACUUUAUCCUAACACUUGAAAUGCUCCCAACUUCAAUAAUAGUAUCAGAAUCGAAUAUUGUGUGAGAUUUCUCUAGUCAAGUCUAUUGCACUGUAACUGAGGUUGGGUUCUCACUCUCAAUAAUAAACAGUUAACCUACACUACAGUAUGUGACUUUGGAUUAAUUUCUGAGUAAGAUCUCUUCUCCUGUGUCUCCUAGAGUUCUGAAAGAGCAGGAGGACAGAGAGAAAGAGAAGACGAUCCAACUGGUAAACAGCUCUUCACAGAAGAAGAGGUCCUGCUGCUAG